AUGGUAGGACCAGAAAGGCCUCAGUUUGUGCUCUUUGGGUCCUCAAUUGUACAAUUAAGUUAUAGAGAUGGGGGAUGGGGUGCUAUUCUUGCUGACAUCUACUCGCGCAAGGCAGAUAUUGUGUUGCGUGGAUAUAAUGGUUGGAACUCAAGGCGUGCACUUGAAGUCAUUCAUCAAGUAUUCCCCAAGGAUGUAGCUAUGCAACCUUCUUUGGUUAUAGUAUACUUUGGUGGUAAUGAUUCAGUUGCGCCUCAUCCAACUGGAUUAGGCCCUCAUGUCCCACUACCAGAAUACAUUGAGAACAUGCGAAAUAUUGCUAUUCAUCUUAAGAGCCUGUCAGAUAAAACUCGUGUUAUGUAUCUUAGUCCUCCGCUGAUGAAUGAUGAAAUCUUUCGUGAAAGGAACAAUGAAUUAGUACGAACAAAUGAGAAUUGCCAGAUAUAUUCAGAAGCUUGUAUGAAUUUAUGCAAGGAGAUGGGUUUGAAGUUUGUGGAUUUGUGGACUGCAAUUCAGCGGAUGGAUGAUUGGAUGAAUACUAGCUUCGUAGAUGAAGUUCAUUUAUCUUCAGAAGGGAGCAAUGCAGUUGUAGAGGAGAUACUAAAGGUUCUAAAGGAAGCCGGAUGGAACCCAUCCCUACAUUGGAAGUUCUUAUCAACUGAGUUUGGGGAGUACUGA
Messenger RNA from Papaver somniferum (opium poppy), 675 nucleotides. Its product is annotated as GDSL esterase/lipase CPRD49-like. The record is from RefSeq and is a predicted model, not a curated record. Gene Ontology annotation, molecular function: hydrolase activity, acting on ester bonds. NCBI's taxonomy places the organism in Eukaryota, Viridiplantae, Streptophyta, Magnoliopsida, Ranunculales, Papaveraceae. Bases 1 to 675 code for a protein of 224 amino acids. The transcript has 6 exons.